AUGGUUGCCUUCAACACUCUUCUCACCCUCGCCGCCACCCUGGUCCCUUUGGUUACUGGCGCUGCCCUACCCACUCAUGAAGACUCCUCCCUGACCAGGCGUCAAUACCAAGACAAGUCCUGGGACGCCUACCACCGCCAAAACGGAGCAUUCGCAAGACAAGGCCUCUGCCUCUUCUACCUCGACCCUUCUCCCCGCGACGGUGCAUGGGCAUGCGGCGUCUACUGCAAAAACGACCGCACCAAAAUCUGCACCACCGUGCACCCUAGCAAAUUCACAAACGACAUGCUAGGCGCGAACCCCGACGGCGAGCGCUAUGCCAUCGGACAAUGCCAAUGCGACACUUCAGCAGCGGACUUUCUCGCUACAGCUACUGUUGAUUUCACAGCUAGAGGUCUUGACAAGGGUUUUAGAGAGAUUGGAAGUGUUACGUGUGAGAUUAUGGUGAAUGUUAUGAAGGAAGCUGUUUUUGCGAGCACUUAUGCUAUUCCUGGUGUUGGGCCUGUUGCUACAGCUGCUAGGACAGUUGCUAAGGGUGUUAAGUUGGCGUCUAAGACGCAGGGUGGUAAGGAUAUGUGGACGGAUGCUGUUAAGGAGUCUUGUAACUUUCGCCGGGAUGAGGAGUUGCUGAACAAGGGCUUUGGUAUCUUUGAGGGAGCUCCAGAUGAGUUUUAA
Fusarium oxysporum Fo47 is the source of this 675-nucleotide messenger RNA. RefSeq lists its product as uncharacterized. The record is from RefSeq and is a predicted model, not a curated record. Bases 1 to 675 code for a protein of 224 amino acids. NCBI's taxonomy places the organism in Eukaryota, Fungi, Ascomycota, Sordariomycetes, Hypocreales, Nectriaceae. The transcript has a single exon.